AUGGCAGACCCAUUGGAAGACCUCUACAGAGCACACAAAGAGUUCGAGCUUGCCAGAAGCAAGUACGACAAAGGGGCAGCGAAGGAGAAGAUCCGGCAGCUAGAGAAGGCGCUGAAGCAGAACCCAAUCAGAACAGUGGCAGGCGCCCAGACAACGACCGAGUCCAUCACUAUAGAGGAGACCCAGCGGGCGUCGGAGAGCGUGCUUUCGCUGUGCCAAGUGGAAAAUGCGAAAGUGUGCGAGGAGAGAGAGUAUGACGCUGCACGAGUCUGCGAAGUGCGUGGCUCAGAAGUCUACGUCCGAACUGUUCACUCCACGCACAUAAAGAGCUGCAGCAAUUCCGUGUUCUACGUCACAGCGCAUCAGAUACGAGUCCACUCCUGCCGCAACAUUACAGUGCACGCAUACACUGCGACAGGCGUCUUUCUGGAGGACUCGGAAGGAGUCACCGUGCACGCGUACACGCCUGCAAGCCCGCCAGGGUACAGGAACUGCACGGAAGUGUACGACUUCAGCGCAGAGAGCACAAUAUAG
Messenger RNA from Nematocida major, 534 nucleotides. RefSeq lists its product as uncharacterized. Lineage: Eukaryota; Fungi; Microsporidia. Gene Ontology annotation, cellular component: cytoplasm. Gene Ontology annotation, biological process: tubulin complex assembly; post-chaperonin tubulin folding pathway. The transcript has a single exon. The coding region runs from base 1 to 534 and encodes 177 amino acids. The record is from RefSeq and is a predicted model, not a curated record.